AUGAGGAGAGUUAGCUGGUCUACUGUUUUGAUCGUGGUGAUGAUGGUGUCGUUGUUGGUGGUGGAACACGUAGUGCUUCCGGCCGAGGCGGGAAGGAUUCUAACGGAGAAGUUGGGAGACGGAAGAGCGACGGUGAUGAGGGUGGACAAGAUGAAGUCGACGGUAGAUUACUGGUUUCAGCGUUUGGCUUCGGGUCCGAGUCCAAGAGGUCGCGGCCAUUAA
Eruca vesicaria subsp. sativa (arugula) is the source of this 222-nucleotide messenger RNA. Lineage: Eukaryota; Viridiplantae; Streptophyta; Magnoliopsida; Brassicales; Brassicaceae. The record is from the annotation of a GenBank genome assembly.